CUGCUCUUCUCCGGACAAGACAGACUGACAGACAUCAUUACACCACUUUACUCCUUUAUAUUUUUAUUGCACAGUCAUGUUGGGACAGGCGGCAGGCCCUACAGCAGCCAGGAAACACACACACUUUGGCUAAAAAUGCAGCUGAAGCUAUCACUUCCUGAUUAAACGCCCCCUACCGACCAGAAGAAAAACUGCCUGCUAUGUUUUGGAGGAGGAGGAGGAGGAGGAGGCUGGGUAGAAAAACUGACACGUGGAUUGUUUCUCUCAGGGCAUCAGGAACAACAGAGACUCUCCCUCCUCCACGGACUUCAGUGAGAAUAUCGACAUCCUGCGCCUUCGUUGAGUCUUUCCAGCCUUUAAACGCUGACUUUAUCCCCUCGCCAACAGACCAAAAAGAAAGAGAGAGAAAGAGGAAGUCGUACUUAGCGGGAGCUGUACAGACUCUACCGUCACCUCACCUUGAAUGGCAGUUAUUCAAAAAUAUGCCAAGAACUGCGGUCCGGAUUUGGUCUGUCACAAGGAGAACCACCCGCCCGACAAGACCGGAGUCCCAGGCUGUCAGAAGAAGUGGCCUGAAAGCCACACGCACUGGUCCAGACCCGUGGCAAGGCUAUGGACGGUGGUGCUGUUGCUCGGGACAUGCCUCCUGUACUGCGCCCGUGUGGCGAUGCCCAUCUGUGCCAUCAGCAUGGCGGAGAAGUUCAACUGGAGCAAGAGGGAGUCUGGCAUGGUGCUGGGCAGCUUCUUCUGGGGAUACUGCUUCACCCAGGUGUUCGGAGGCUACGUCAGUGACCGUGUGGGAGGUGAGAAGGUCCUCCUGCUGUCUGCAGCUGCCUGGGGGUCAAUGACAGCCUUCACCCCGGUCCUGGCCCACCUCUGCUCCCAGCCCAUAGUCUCCAUGACGGUGGCUCGCUUCCUCAUGGGCCUGCUGCAAGGAGUUCAUUACCCUUCCCUGGCAAGUCUGUGCUCUCAAAAGRUGGUGGAAAGUGAAAGAGGCUUCCUUAUGAGCACUGUGGGUAGCGGUUCCUAUCUGGGUACUCUGGUGAUUGGAGGGGCUGGUUCCGUCAUGCUGGACCUGUACGGCUGGGAGAGCGUGUUCUAUGUCUCUGGUCUCAUGUCAGUCCUGUGGGCCUACUGCAUGUGGAAAUAUCUCCUCAAAGGAGAAGGACCUAUAAUUACUCUGGAGUCUCUGGGCAGUGGUGGGGCCCAGUCGAAACUUAAUAAAAGGCAUUGGUUACGGCUCCUCAAACAACCUCCUGUCUGCGCCGUGAUAGUGACGCACCUUUGCACAGCAAGCACUUUCUUCACUCUGUUGUCAUGGCUGCCAAUGUUCUUUAAAGACACUUUCCCUGAUGCCAAGGGCUGGGUGUUUAAUGUCAUUCCUUGGUUGGUGGCAAUACCCUCAUCUCUAUUUAGCGGCUGCCUCUCUGACCACCUCAUACGCCAAGGUUUUGACACCGCCUCAGUAAGGAAGCUUAUGCAGUUUUUCUCCAUGGGUGUGUGCAGUGUUUUUACUGUCCUCCUUUGUGGUGACCCCACCUUUCCCUUGGCUGUAGUAUUUGUAUCAGCCACGAUGGGCCUCACCACCUUCAGUCACAGUGGUGUUUCUUUAAAUGUUCAAGAUCUUGCUCCUUCCUGUGCUGGAGCUCUGUUUGGUGUCAUGAAUACAUGUGGGGCAUUCUCAGGAGUCUUGAUGGUGUACUUYUCGGGGUAUCUCAUCGAGGCGACAGGCUCGUGGGCGUCAAUGUUUGCACUCAUCACCACCUUCAACCUGCUGGGCCUCUGCACCUUCUUGGCUUUCGCUGAAGCUCGCCGAGUCGAUAUCGAUUCCAGUAAGCUCCGCCACAACAUUCACAUCUGAAUCACCAGUUGGGGCGAGAGAGUACUUUUCCCUCCAGAAACAUGAUGUGAGUUGGGACAAUUUGCAGCUUGAACAUCUACCUGGGAUUGCUGUCCAGAAGGUAGCAAAAAGCACGUGGAGAAAACCUGCAGACUAGAGUUUGAUUGGCUCUGUCUGGUUACUGAAUAAAAAAAAAGAGAGUUACUGAAAAGCACACAGCAGAGCAUGUGUUACUGAACAAUCCUGACUGAACAAUCCUGAUGCAGCUGCAGAUUUGAGUCCUAGAAUUAGAAGUUUCUCUGCUGGUUCAGGGAAGGAAGAAAGCGCCUGUACAACCUCCAGCUCCCAGCUUGUGCGGUGAUUAAACAGUUGCAGGGAAACUGUUUACUUUAGGCUCUGCUGGUGCUAUAAAUAAAAGCACAGAGAUUAUCUGGAAGCUAUAACUUCCUGGUUUAGCGAGGAGCUGUCACAGUGAUGACUGUCUGACACCUGUGAUAAACAAAACUAGUCUUUAUUUUUUUUACCCUGUUACAAAAGAAGUGUGAGUGUUCAAACUCUGUCGUUCUGUAGAAUGACCCAUUUACUCCUGAGAGAAAUAUUUGAGUGACACCUCACUACCCUCAGAUUACUUGGCAGGAACUCAGUGUUAACUUCUGUAGUCCCUGUCUUUAUGGUUUCAAAUUCACCCAGUCAUUUACCUGAAGGGUAAUGGAAAGCUUUAUGGCAGCCGUGCUUCAGCUGAGUGCAUUAUUAAAUAAUAUGUUGCGAGUUAUCAGACCAAAGGUUAGUAAUUAUUAUUUUUUUCAAUGUAAAUGGGUCUAAUAAAACAUACCUCAAUAAAUUAUUUUCAGUACUAUAUUUAUUUGAGUAUCAGAAGUAUUUUUUUUCUUCUUUUAAAAGAAGAACUAGAUUAGAGCUGUCAGUGUGGUAGAGACAACCAAAAUGGACUUUGUUUUUCAUUCUACUAUUAUUCCAUUGAAGAUAAGCUCAUCAUUAUUGUUACUUGCUCAGGCAGAUGAGCAAAAAAUGCAACUUCCCAUUUAAAAAAUACAGUCUUUAUCAUUUACUCUUAAAACAUUUGUUACAGAGGCACUAAACAGGAAGUAAAAAUAGUGGAGUUGGAAAUAGCUCAGUUCUUUGGUGUGAUGCUGCCAGACUCAUGGGCUCUCAUUUUAAAAAUUGCUUUAAAUACAGAAGUCCAUUUUUUUAUUACACUUGAAUAUUGCAACAGAAUUGGAAGUAAUGUUGGGACUAGGGGUUAAUUGAAUGUGCAAAUACAGAGUAUUUAGCAGCUUAUGAGCUGGAUAAUUCAAACUGAAUAUGGGAAUGAAUGUUUCACCGUUUGUUUAAUCUUGAUACUUGUUUUGUGACYUUUAUAUCUAUGCAGUUAUUAUUUUGUGCCUCAUUUGAGCUGCAAAAUUGUAGCAAAAUGUGUUUUGCUGUUGCAUAGUAUUGAUUAUAAGUCAUUGUACUUUGUAAAACUUGUCCUUCUUUGUAAUUACUUUUCUGCCUUACUAAGAGAAAUAAGCUUUUAUAUUUGUUUUUGGUGUUAAGCAGACACAAGAAUCCAUACUGAUUCAUUUUUUGUAGCAAAUUUGAUUCGACCUUCAAAAUGCUGAUUGUAUUUAUUGACCUUGUUUAAAAGUCCAAAUCUAGGAAGCACAGUGUUUGUGAUCAUCAACGCACAGAUCAAUGAUUGAUACAAAGAUCUGCAGAAUCUUUGAACACACAGUACAUCACACUUUGAAACAGAUGGGCUAAAGCAGCAUGAGAGCACACCAGGUGCCACUCCUGUCAGCUAAGAACAGGAAACUGUGGCUCAUUUAGAACAACAUCACCUGCUCUGAUGAGUCUUGAUUCAUUGAACUGUAGUGGUCUCAAURUUCACCAGAUCUCAAUCCAGUUGUCCAUGUGUGGGAUGUGGUGGAACGGGAGAGAGAUUCACGUUAUUACAUUAUUAUCUGGAGGCUGCACCAACAGCGUGAUGCUUAUUGUCAAUCAGGAUCUAAAGCUAAAGGAAUAUUUCCCACAACUUGUUGAAUCUGAUUAAGGCAGUUUUGAAGACAAUAGGAGCCCAACCUGGUACCAGAAAGGUCAAUUUAUCAGUGAGUGUGUAUUUUAUUCAACUGUCCUUCGUUCUACAAUAGUGGUUCAUUUAAUGUGUCACUGACUUGUAGCCAUUGUUGUAAAGUGUUUUUUUUUUUUUUUUUUUUUUUUUUUUUUUUUUUUCAUAAUAUUGAUUUAUUCUAGAGAAGCACAUAAAAGCAAUGUUACAUGUUAAGUGCUGUUACAGACACCUGCUAACUUGUGGCUAAUUUUUAGACACGGUUCCUUUUUUUCUUUUGAGAAAAUACAUCUUCAGCCACUAAUGCUAAAGAAUAGACUCCUAUAAAGCAGUAAAAUUAACACAUUAAUUUAGUUGAUAAUAUCAUAAACAAUCAUUUGAUCAUUGUAUUGUAACUCUUUAAAUUCUGGCAUCAAACUAAAGGAACCUAAUAAAUUAAUUUCUUUUUAUUUAAUUUAUCAAAUCAAACUUAACACAAAUUUGAGCCACAUGGAAUUAUUUAGAUUUAAUGUAAACUGACUGAUUUUCACAUUUAUUUUAUUUUUAAUCCCGGUCUUUAUCUCCAAAACAAUUAUGGUAUUUAGUUUUAACUUCUUACUACAUACUGUAUGUCAGGGCUACAAGGCAAAUAAAACAAAUUGUAGCUCAUUAUACAUGGACUGAUUUCCCCAGCUUUUCCUGAGGUUUUAUAGUCACUUAAAAGCAGAAUGAGUAUUUAUUUUUUUAUUUUGUUGCAUAACCAUGACUAGUCUCUGAAACGUUUCAUCUUCUUUGAUUUGGUUGGUUUUUAUGUUUUUGCUGACAGUUGUAUUUACAAUAAUUAUAUUUAUAUUUAAUUUUAUUUUUUUUUUUUUUGUCAAUGCAUAGAUUUAUAGAGACCAUGAAGUGUAUUUAUUUAAAUGAAAUAAYAAUAAACCAUCCAGUCUUUCCAACACAUUCUUAAAAUAUUUGUCAUAUAUUAUACUGUAYGAGCUUCCUAAACAUCUCGUCCUUUUUUUCUUAUUUUACUGACAAAUUGCAGCACUUAAAAACCCACAUAAUGACUAAACAUUUAACCAACAUCUUAAUGUAAGUUCCUGAAAACCUGUUUCCAUAACGGUUAUAAUUUACCUAAAAGAAUGUUAUAAUACAAGAAUAUGCAGUACUGUGAUUCUUAAAGCGUUCCAUUUUGAAUAAAGUUGUAUUUUGCUUA
Messenger RNA from Austrofundulus limnaeus, 5097 nucleotides. RefSeq names its product solute carrier family 17 member 9b (gene slc17a9b). NCBI's taxonomy places the organism in Eukaryota, Metazoa, Chordata, Actinopteri, Cyprinodontiformes, Rivulidae. Gene Ontology annotation, cellular component: membrane. Bases 464 to 1861 code for a protein of 465 amino acids. The transcript has 13 exons. Gene Ontology annotation, biological process: transmembrane transport; ATP transport. The record is from RefSeq and is a predicted model, not a curated record. Gene Ontology annotation, molecular function: transmembrane transporter activity.